AUGACUGGCAAGAAGCAAAGAACAUGGCGCAACAAACAUCUAGGAAAUGCGCAAAUAACUACUGGUGAAACUUAUGUGCAGAUAUACAGAAAGUUGCUGGUUCUGGGGACAUUAAGGCAAUGUACAAUGGUAUUAAGAAAGCAGGUCCAAGGUCCACUUGUCAGAAAAAUAGGAGAAGUUAUUACUGAUGAAGGCAAGCAGGUGGAGUGCUGGUUUGAACACUACCUCAAGCUGUAUGCAGUUGAAAAUGAAGUAAGAAAGGAUGCACCUGAUGCCAUCAAACAAGAGCUUGAUGCAGUGCCCACUAUGGAAGAACGUGGCAGAGCGAUAGAUAGCCUAGCUAUUGGAAAGGCUCCAGAUGAAUAUGAGAUCCCUGCAGAGAUAAUUAAAUAUAACAAGCCUGUCUUUCUACAGCACCUACAUUCACCUCUCACAACCAUCUGGGAAGAAGGCUACAUCCCUCCAACGUCGCUGAUCAACAUGUGCUACGGUACCUUCAUGGGUUGGCCUGGGACGACUCUGCCAAUCCUGGAGGCAGAAGAUUCGCCGCUUCCACUCACCGCCGACGAGGGCUCUUGGCUCGCGUCCAUCAACUCACUCACCAUGCUGGUGGCCAUAUUCGCCGCCGGCUACGCCGUUGACGUUGUGGGACGUAAGAAAGUAUUGCUAUUCGGGGCCAGACCGCUGUUCAUCUGGUGGGUGAUGGUGGCGUUCGCCAAUUCUUACGGAAUGCUGCUCGCCGCUCGAGCGAUUGGUAGCUUGGGCGGCGGCCCCAUCAUCACGGCCUUGCCAGUGUUUCUGUGUGAGAUAGCCGACACCGACGUAAGGGGGACGCUAAUUGUGAUCCACUACUUCCUCAUGCAGUGUGGCUACCUGCUCGUGUAUAGCAUUGGGCCUUACCUGUCCGUCACCACGGUUGCUCUCAUCUGCGCCUCAAUUCCGAUCAUCUUCGUCUUGACAUUCAUCUGGAUGCCGGAGUCACCAUACUUCUUUCUCAAGCAACGCAGAGAAGCGGAGGCUGUGAAGUGUCUCGAAAGAUUCAAAGGUCAACUGACAAGGGACGAACUGAAGUUUGAGCUGGAGUCGAUGUAUCAAGCUACAAGGGAGAAACAACAAAGUAAAGGAAAGUUGAAAGAUAUGUCGUCUGGAUCGAUAGCUCUCACCACGUACACGACGUACAUAUUUGAGAAGAGUGGAAGCGAGCUCGACUCGAACAUCUCUUCCAUUAUCCUGACGGCCGUCACGCUUGGGGCAAACGUCGUGUCGUCGCUGGUCAUCGAGAGGUUCGAUCGGCGGCCCCUGUGUAUGGCGUCUUUCUCAGCGUGCGCCAUCUGUCUGGCUGCAGAGGGAGCUUACUUCUAUGUCGAUGACAUCUACGGGUACGUGCCUACUGCCUUCGACUGGGUGCCACUCGCCGGCAUGACUGGAUUCAGUAUUUCGGCCUCUAUUGGUCUCGCACCAGUGCUGUCCUUGGUCAUGGGUGAGCUGUUCCACGUGUCGGUGAAGGGGGUCGCCUCAGCUGUUGGCACCACCGUGAUAGCACUGUACGGCUUCUUCCUGAAGAAGAUGUUCCAAGUGGUCUCUGAUGACCUGGCCGCCUACUACUCCUUCUGA
Molecule: messenger RNA, 1614 nt
Organism: Schistocerca americana (American grasshopper)
Lineage: Eukaryota; Metazoa; Arthropoda; Insecta; Orthoptera; Acrididae
Product: facilitated trehalose transporter Tret1-like
Exons: 4
Coding region: 1-1614 (537 amino acids)
Biological process (GO): transmembrane transport
Cellular component (GO): membrane
Molecular function (GO): transmembrane transporter activity
Source: RefSeq, a predicted model, not a curated record